Molecule: messenger RNA, 1301 nt
Organism: Synchiropus splendidus (mandarinfish)
Lineage: Eukaryota; Metazoa; Chordata; Actinopteri; Syngnathiformes; Callionymidae
Product: chemokine-like protein TAFA-5
Exons: 5
Coding region: 338-778 (146 amino acids)
Biological process (GO): G protein-coupled receptor signaling pathway
Molecular function (GO): G protein-coupled receptor binding; receptor ligand activity
Source: RefSeq, a predicted model, not a curated record
CUGAUCUGGGGAUUGGACCCGACCACCGUCUUCAUGUCCCUUAAGCAGCGUUCAAUAGGUUUGGUGUCGGUUCUGACAAGACCUGGUGGUGGAAUGAGUGAGAAGCCGGAACGUCAGUAACAUCAAACUUUCAUUCUGAUUCUGUUGCGCCCUGGAAAAGCGGAUCCCGACGGAAGCCCGAACCAUCCACCGACGCUCACCAGGACAGCACUCCCGGGAUGCCACCCGCUCCCCGCCGCCCUCCGUAUCUGGGUCGGGUCAGGACCGACCCAGCGCAGUGAGGAGGCUGCAGACUCUACAUCCGUAGUCCGGACUUGUUGGCGUGCUCCUGCCCCUCAUGCACUUCCUCCGGCUUGUCCGGGCUCUGACAGCCGCGGCGUGCUGCUUCCUCCUGCUGCUGCUGACCCACCAGCAGAUCAUCAGAGAAGGUCAGCUGCUGGCAGGAACUUGUGAGAUUGUCACUCUGGACCGGGACAGCAGUCAGCCCAGGAGAACAAUCGCCCGACAGACGGCCCGCUGUGCCUGCAGGAAGGGACAGAUAGCCGGCACCACGGGAGGAAGGCCGGCCUGUGUUGACGUCACUAUUGUCAGCAGUCGCCAGUGGUGUCAGAUGGCUCCUUGUUUGGAAGAUGAAAGUUGUGGUCUCCUGUUCAAUCAGUCAGGCUGGACCUGCACGCAACCUGGAGGCCGAGUCAAGACCACGACGAGCGAGGGGUCCAAGUUUGCAAUGAUGCUCAUCAAACCGUGUAUCAGUGAUUUGCAAGAAACAACACAUUGAGGUCUCCUGACAGCAGCAUCAAGGACGUACUCUCCCCAGAGGAGGAAUGAUUUCCAUCAUCACCACGCAGUGAAGCCCCUCCACCGACAGCGGCUCAUCACUGAACACAGAUUCCCAAAGAGCUGGAGGCUCAGAUGCCAGCUGGAACUGGAAUCUCUUUCUGGAGCACAUCAGGCGAAACUCGGCAGCUGGAUCAAUUCUCAAUGGAACAAAACUGGUUUUCUCUCCAAAGAAAGGAGCGUUGAUGACGCAACGGUUUCAGAAGAGAGAGGCGUUGGACAACGUGACAAACAAAUGGCUGGAGAGCAGAACGCUGUAUGACUGAUGUUCUUGUGUUUCAUGUCAAUCAUAAGACGAUGUUUAGAAAGAGAUAAUCAUACAGUGUAGAAACUUUGUGCACUUUUAUUCAAUGCAAAUCAAAAUACCAAGUUUAGUUCAUCUGUUUUGACAUUGUUUACAUUAAUUUCAUGUCCUGUCUGUUAAAUCUGAAUUGUGGGUUUUGAUGCAUUACGUUUGAAAAAUA